AAAACCUAAUCCCCUCUCUCGUCUUCUAUCAGCAGUAGCAAUGGAUGCCACCAAAGAAGCCUCCGUUACCGAUUUGAAGCGACCGAGAGAAGAGGAUGAUAACGCCACCGCCGCCGCCGCCGCUUCAAUCAUGGAGACGGAUAACUCAUCUAACGGAGAGCAGACAAAGGAGCCGGCUUGUUUCUCCUCCGUGAUUCCCGGGUGGUUCUCCGAGAUGAGUCCCAUGUGGCCAGGAGAGGCACACUCUUUGAAGGUUGAGAAGGUUUUGUUUCAAGGCAAAUCAGAUUACCAAGAUGUCAUUGUGUUCCAGUCUGCGACAUAUGGUAAAGUUUUGGUUUUGGAUGGAGUAAUCCAACUUACGGAGAGAGACGAGUGCGCUUAUCAGGAGAUGAUCACUCAUCUUCCUUUGUGCUCUAUCCCUAACCCAAAGAAGGUGUUGGUUAUUGGAGGAGGAGAUGGAGGUGUCCUGCGGGAAGUUGCACGCCAUUCCUCUGUUGAGCAGAUUGACAUGUGUGAGAUUGAUAAAAUGGUGGUUGACGUCUCUAAGCAGUUUUUCCCUAAUGUAGCAAUUGGAUUCGAGGAUCCUCGUGUCAACCUCGUCAUUGGCGAUGGUGUUGCUUACUUGAAGAAUGCUGCUGAGGGUUCAUAUGAUGCCGUCAUUGUUGACUCCUCGGAUCCAAUUGGUCCUGCAAAGGAGCUGUUUGAGAAACCUUUUUUCCAAUCCGUGGCUAGAGCGCUUCGCCCUGGUGGAGUUGUGUGCACUCAGGCUGAAAGCUUGUGGCUUCACAUGGACAUCAUCGAAGACAUUGUUUCCAAUUGUCGUGAGAUCUUCAAAGGCUCUGUGAACUACGCGUGGACCAGUGUUCCAACAUACCCGAGUGGGGUUAUUGGAUUCAUGCUAUGUUCAACUGAGGGACCUGACGUUGACUUCAAACACCCUGUGAACCCCAUUGAUGACAGCAAAUCAAGUGGACCGUUGAAGUUUUAUAACGCUGAGAUUCAUUCAGCUGCCUUCUGUUUGCCUUCUUUCGCCAAGAAGGUCAUUGAGUCAAAAGCCAUUUGAAAAGGGGGAAAAAAGUAGUCUGGAGGGUGGUUGCGUUUAUCAGAAUAAAAACUUUUUUUCUUUACAAUUUUUAGAAUGUUAUGUUUGUUUCAAGCAUGUGUACCUGUGACACUAAUGCAAGAGUAUGUCUUAUCUUAGCAUAAUGGCAUUGCACAUCACAUAUUAGCAAAGCCCUAUCAACAAGUUCCUUCCUUUGCUUUUUCAUUGAAACUGAGAAUUUUAU
Molecule: messenger RNA, 1286 nt
Organism: Brassica oleracea var. oleracea
Lineage: Eukaryota; Viridiplantae; Streptophyta; Magnoliopsida; Brassicales; Brassicaceae
Product: spermidine synthase 1-like
Exons: 8
Coding region: 41-1063 (340 amino acids)
Biological process (GO): spermidine biosynthetic process
Cellular component (GO): cytosol
Molecular function (GO): spermidine synthase activity
Source: RefSeq, a predicted model, not a curated record